CUCCCCCCCGCACAUGGAUCAGCAUGUAUAAGGUAACAUGUUGCUUUUUUCCUCACUUGUUGCCUCUGCUAACUUUGCUGUAGAUCUCUAGACUGAGCGUAUCCCAUCGCUGGACCUUGAUGUCCGCAUUGAGGGGCAGCGUGCAGCCAAGUCACUGGCAGUGCUAGACACAUUGACCAGUUUGAGAUUGCUGAUCCACUGCUGCAGACGGCCUGCUGGACUGAGUCACGUUACCUUGGAGAGGGGAGGGGGAAACAGAGCACUGGCUGCACAAGGGCACCCUCAUUCAGGCUGUGGUGUGACUGAUGCACGGUUGACUCUAAACUCUUGGAGGGAGGAGUAGUUGGACGGUGGCCCUGACUGGUUAGGGAAUGCUUGAACACCUCUGCCUGGCUGGAUUUAGCUGUAGAAGAAAAGCAGUAAUGGGAUUGUCUCUGAGAGAAACGAGCUGGCUGAGCACGUUUAAAUGGAGGGAUCUCUGACUUGAUACAGUGGGCAACACGGCAGACAAGGAGGCAUUUUCUUGGAGUUUUAUUCCAUCUCUUCAGAUUACAGCUGAUUGUUUAUUCUUCAGUGGAAGAUGCUCAUGACUGACAAACAGACUGGAUGCUAACUGAAAGUGGAGCACUGAGCCAAAACAGUACAAGACCUCCGAAAUGUCUAAUAAGACAUUCAAUAUGUCUACUGAACAAGUUGAGUGCACAGCUCCUCUGCCCCACAGAGACCUACUCCUGAGCCCCUCCCCGGAGAGUCAUUACAGCAUUUCGUCACUGUCCCCGUCACCCAACUCAAACAGUUGUAUUUCUAACUUGAGCGACAGAGAAGGUGAUAGCUCGCCUGACAUCAACAUGCUGGAGUCCCUCAGUGAUAGCUCUCAUAUGGAUAACCUCUAUGACGCCACCAUACCACAAGCCAUCGCAUUCUGCGAUGAAGACGUAAACCUGAACCAGACUUUUAUUGCCACACCUCUCAAUGGCAAUGUGAACUUCUGGAAUGAAAACCUGAGUCUAAUCAGCUACCAUGAAAAUGGUUCAGAGAACAACCAGACUUUCAGUAAGAGCUCAGUGGAUGGAAGUGAUAGUGCAGUGAUGUCUCCAGACUCUGCUGGGAGGGAAAGCCAGCUGGCGUCAUGUGAGACCUCUCGUAGAGGAUCCACUGAGAAUGACUGCAGCUCCCUCAGCUCAGGGGAAAUGGUGAUGAGAAGUAACAGUUUUUGUCUGGACGACCAGUCACACUUGGUGGUCUCUUCCCUGGAUGAGUCGUCAAUCGCUCAAGUUGCUGGCUGUUCAACACUACCUGCUGAAUCGUAUCUGCUGUCAAACACUCUUCCAGAUGUCUGUGAAAAUUUCAAAGAAAGGGUUCUGAAGGAGGAAAUAGGCCAUCCAUGUCUUGGCAAGACUUUCAUUCAGGCAGAGUCCCCUACUACUGAAGAGAAUAAUAACUCAACAUCCAACUUGCUUAUAGCUCUGCCAGAUGAGAAUGAAGGAGUGUUUUUUAUGACUUUUGUUUGUGAACAGUCUCCAGAUAGUGAAGAGGAGGCCCAGUCUCCUGGUGCUGAAGCAGAGAUGGUUACUUUACUGGCACAAUUUGCACCUGGACAAGGCAAGGCUGUUGUUUCCACUCUGUCAGCUACACAAGACAUUGAUAAAUAUAUCCAGACUUCCACUCCAAUACAAACCAUUGGAAGCACAAAACCUAACCUCCCCUCGUUGUCAGAGUCUCCCUGCACUGAACAAGCAGUCACCCCAGGUCUCCCGCCCGGGAAACAGAAGCAAGUAUCAGGAACUAUUCUACAACCUUUGGUUGCAGGACUGCAUUUAGCCAGUAAAAUUAAGAAAAGGGAAAUAAAGAAGUUUCCUAAGUCAGACUUUAGCAAAAUUAAAUCUAAAGUUGUGACAAGAAAUAUGCAUCAAAUGUCAGGAGCAGGCAACGCUUCACAGCACCAACUGUCUCAAGUAAACAUUAACAAACCUGCUGAGUCACAUAGAGGAGCUGCCACCAGAGCAAGUCCUGCCAAGGAAAGGAGUAGAGCUGCAGGGGUCUCUACCACUGCCAAAUUAUCCAAUGACGCAACAAGACAAGUGAAUUCAGGGGCAUCUAAUUUGGGAGCAACAGGGAUGCGCUCAACCGGGCAUUGUGCAGUGGAUGGACAGGAUAAGAGUGUAGUAUCACAACCUUGCCAACUUGCAUCUGUAAAUACACAUGCUGUGGCAGUCGAAUGCAGUAAUGCCUGCUCCAAAACAGAACAUGCAGCUGCAAGCCAGUUGGCAGACACAGCAUCAGAGCAUGCUGGCAACGAGACCUUCUGCUUCUCAUCCUUGGAAAAAUCCCCAGAUGAAAGUGGCAAACCAACUCCAAAUAAAGGCGCCUCAAAGAAAAUUGAGGUCAGGUCAGGCUCAGCAUUGGGUCAGGACAAUCCCCCUGUCCUCAAGUCCAGACCACGUUGCUUAUCUGAGAGUUUAUCAUCAGCUUCUUUGCUGACUAGGGCACAAAGAACAACUCCUAGAUUCUCCACAAGCUUAACCAUCCCCAAAGCUGACAAACAGCUAGGCAAAACUAAACCAGGGACCCUGAAAUGCUCUUCACAGAAUAAACAAGCAGUGCAGUCUGAGUCCACAAACAGAGACGCUGAAAACGCCAAAAGAGGGGUCAAGAGGAUCAGUCUGGUGGUGGAGUCGAGCAAAUCCACAGGAGCUCCACUGAAUGACAGUAAAAGCAGAUUUCGAGAAGGGCCAUCUCCCAGACAAGUCAGACGGGCACCGCUUUUUCAGCCUCCAGCUGCAAAUCCAAGACAAGCCACGCUGUCAGUCAGGCAGAGGCAGGGAACUGUGGGCAGGGAUGAGUGCAAGACCUCCAAAGGUGCAGAGACGGUACUACAAAAGCAGAAGAGCAAUACAGGCGGUCAGAGAAUACAGACCACAGGAGGGUCAUUCCUUGGAACUGCCUCAUCAGCGAGUAAUAAGCCCCAACUGUAUCGAUGCCAAACUCCUCAGACUCCCACUCGUUCUUCUCUUAUGGGUCCGCCACAAACUCCUGCUUCCAGACUACCACGUAAAACCCUGGGGCCAUCUAGAAGCCUCGGUGAGGCCGGUGUUAAAGCUGAGCUGAGUGAAGGUGCUGGGAGUACACAAGUUCCUGGUGGAGCUGCACAUAAACAAACACCAUUCAGAACCGCUGUGCUCAAAGCAAAACUCAUCACAAGCCCUAAGACAAUCGCACAAACAGCUUUGGGCUCAGUGUGCAAACCUUCUGCUCCCACAAUCAAAGGAUCUCAAAGUUCCUUAGUUAGUCCACUUAAAAGAACUGCUUCUGCAAGACUUCGUCUAACAAAAGGACCUGUGGACAAGAGCAAACCAAAGACCUGCUCCCACCCACAACAACAACCUCAGCAGCAAGCAUCCCAACCCAAGCAGAGUAAUGGUCCUCCAGAUGUUGUACCGGCGAGUGUGUCUGAGGGUGGGACCAAGAAGCAGAGCACUGACAAGCUCCAAGGACUCCUGGCAGCUAGCGACCGCAGAUUUGAGGCAGUCGCCAUCGUCCUGCAGAAGACUUUGUCCGAGCGUGAAGAAGCCACAAAGCACUGCAGGGAGCUUUCCCAGGAGCUGGUCGACCUCAGAGGAGAGCUGGUUUGCUCCGUUCAUUCAUCUGAACGGCUGGAGAAGGAGAAGGAUGAGUUGCGCGUUGCUCUGGAGGAUGCGCUGCACAAACUGCAGGAGCAGCACCAGAGGGAUUUGGCGGAGCUGGAGCAGAGACUCCAGACCUUCUACCAGGAUGAGUGGGACAAGGUCCACCUCACCUACCAGGAGGAGGCUGACAAGUGCAAGAAUGUCAUGCAGAAGCAGAUGGAAGAGCUUAAAGCCAAUCAGGAAGCCAUUCAGCUGGAACUAGAGAACAGCCAUGCACAGCAGCUGCAGUGUGUUCAACAGCACCAUGAAACGUCACUGGAAGAAUUCAGAAAGAUCCACAACCAGGAGCUGCAGUCUCUGGACAGAAGUUUGAAAGACGCAGAAGCUGCUUUAACUGGAAAGAUAGAGGUGCUGACUGUGGAGAACAAUGCUCUCAUUGAGAAGCUAACUGCAGAGGAGAAUAGGAGGAAAGAGCUUGCCGAAAAGUGUCAGAAAGACUCUCACACCCUGUACCUGGAGCAGGAGCUAGAAAGCCUCAAAGUGGUGCUGGACAUCAGAAACAAGCAGCUCCACCAGCAGGAGAAGAAGCUAAUGGAGGUCGACAAACUGAAAGAGAAAAAUGUGAAGUUGGAUGAGGGCCUGCAGAAGGUCCAGCAGGAGAAUGAGGACCUGAAAGCCCGCAUGGAUCGACACGCUGCACUGUCGAGACAGCUGUCGUCAGAGCAGGCAGUGCUGCAGGAAUCCCUUCACAAGGAGUCCAAGGUGAACAAGCGUUUGUCGAUGGAGAAUGAGGAGCUGCUGUGGAAACUUCAUAACGGAGACCUGAGCAGCCCUCGCAAGGCGUCCCCCAACGCCGCCUCGCCCUCGCACUCCUUCAGCCUCUCAUCCCCACGCAGCUCCGGCGUGUUCUCCAGCCCGCCUCUCUCUCCCAGAUAACGAUGGGCCCCUGCUUCCAGGAAGCAGACCCUCUCCUAUGAGUUGUCCCUCUGGAAUAUUAGAGCCAUGUUUGUUUCCUUUUAGCUUAGCAUUGCAACAGCCUGACUUUGGCUCCUUCAGGAUUGGAUGAACUCUCAAACUCUGUGCAGAGAGAUGCUACAGACUGUAAAGAAACGUUGCACAGAAGCACUUAUGAAGCACGGUGACCUUGUUCUUUGCCUUUAGUCUCCUACUAUGGAUGGGAAAAGGAAAUCUCAGGACUUGUAUGAAACGAUGACACUAUUUUUGUAACUUGUUCUUGUUAGCAGAGGCUUGUUUUUCCUGAAGCUUAACACGCACACACACACACACAAUAUAAUACAUGCAGUUAAAAAUAUACACACAUACUCACACUAACACAUGCAGAUGUUGAGAAAAGGCUUCUUAGUGUCUAUGGUGAUCACAGCUAUGAUCACCAUAUACACUAUUGUUCCAAAUCUAUGCCAACGCUGUAUUUAAACUGACAUUGGGUCAAAGGACGGUGUCUUUUAUAUCUAGGUUAGCAAUUCUAGGAUCAGCUGUGGCCUCAAAUGUUUCGUCUUUCACAUUUGUUUGUUUGACCACGGGACCAAUCCAAGUCUUUGUGCAUGUUUCUGUUUCCCCUAUUGAACCCUCCAAACGCAGCUUUAAUGCCCGUGUCUUUGCAAAGAGUUGACCAGAAAAAGCUUUACAGUACUUGUACAUUUUAGAGACACUGCCUCUUGAAACUGUCUCAGAAGAGUAUUCGUGUUGAAUUGAUGUUAUUGGUGUAUUUACCCUGUUUGAAAUAUGCAAUUAAUAAAGUCUUGUACUGAACCUGUUGAUUAA
Molecule: messenger RNA, 5408 nt
Organism: Notolabrus celidotus (New Zealand spotty)
Lineage: Eukaryota; Metazoa; Chordata; Actinopteri; Labriformes; Labridae
Gene: mtus1a
Product: microtubule associated tumor suppressor 1a
Exons: 15
Coding region: 657-4562 (1301 amino acids)
Cellular component (GO): nucleus; cytoplasm
Molecular function (GO): microtubule binding
Source: RefSeq, a predicted model, not a curated record